This is a messenger RNA of Nerophis lumbriciformis (worm pipefish), 2334 nucleotides long. RefSeq names its product protein-glutamine gamma-glutamyltransferase E-like. The record is from RefSeq and is a predicted model, not a curated record. NCBI's taxonomy places the organism in Eukaryota, Metazoa, Chordata, Actinopteri, Syngnathiformes, Syngnathidae. Gene Ontology annotation, biological process: peptide cross-linking. Gene Ontology annotation, molecular function: protein-glutamine gamma-glutamyltransferase activity.
AGUAGUGAAUGCACCAUUGUGCUUCUUUGAGACCAAGCAGAGUAAAGAUGACUUCAGUAGGCAACCACUCUAUCCUCCAGGAGGUGGACCUCCAUAGUAAGACCAAUAAUGAGGAGCACCACACCAGUGAACUCCCUGGAGAUCAACUGAUCGUGCGGAGAGGACAGUCCUUUAAGAUGACCGUGAAAGUGACGAAGCCUUUUAAGCCCGACCUUCAUUCCCUCUUACUCACUGCCACAACUGGUGGAGCCCAUGGAGAGUACUCCUCUGAGGACCAGGGCACCUUGUCACGCUUCGGUAUCCCAGGCUACCCCGAUCGUUCACCUACAGCAAAGGCCAUUUGGACAGUCCAACUUCACGGCAGCUCCUCGCUGACGUCCCUGAUCCUGCUCAUCACCCCCCCGACGGACACCCCCAUCGGAAAGUACACCUUGACAGGAAGUCUCUGGGAUGAGGAAAUACAGCUGGCCACGCUCGUGGUGCUCUUUAACCCCUGGUUCUCAGGAGACUCUGUCUUCAUGUCUGAUGAAUUGGAGAGAAAAGAAUAUGUGAUGAAUGAACAAGGAGUGAUUUACGGAGGAAGUACCGAUUACAUCUCUGGAAUGAACUGGGACUUUGGCCACUUUGAAGACGACAUGGUGGACAUUUGCCUCAUGAUUUUGGACAAGAACCUCAACUACACAAACAACCCAAGCAAAGACCUCGCCUCUCGCGGUAGCCCCAUCUACAUCGGCCGCGUGGUCAGCGCCAUGAUCAACAAUUUCGAUGACCCUGGCGUCCUGCAGGGCAACUGGUCAGACUCGUUUGAGGGCGGAGUCUCCCCUUCCCACUGGAGCGGCAGCCAUGACAUUCUUUCUAAAUGGAUAAAAAAUGACUACCACCCUGUUAAGUUUGGUCAGUGCUGGGUGUUUGCUGGCGUGAUGUGUUCAGUCAUGCGGCUACUGGGAAUCCCCACCCGUGUGAUCAGCAACUUCCAGUCAGCCCACGACACUGAUGCCAACCUGACCAUCGACGUGUACCACCCGUUAGAAGGCGCCGAGUACAUCGAGUCGGACGACAGCAUCUGGAACUUCCAUGUGUGGGUGGAGUCAUGGAUGACGCGUCCCGACCUCAAUACACACGGCAAAUACGACGGCUGGCAAGUGUUGGAUCCGACACCACAGGAAGUCAGCGAUGGCAUUUACCAGUGCGGCCCUGCCUCAGUCAUCGCCAUCCAUGACGGUGAAAUAAAUCUCCCGUACGACAUCCCAUUUGUUUUCGCCGAGGUCAAUGCCGACUGCGUGGACUGGAUGGUUAAAUCGGACGGGACCAAGUUUUCCAUGUUUUCUGACACCAAGCGAAUUGGCAAGAAAAUCUCCACCAAGGCGGUGGGUUCCAAUGAGAGAGUGAACAUCACCCACCUCUACAAGCAUGAAGAAGGCUCCGAGGAGGAAAGGGCCGUCUUCAAGUAUGCCCUCGACAAGGACGAAGAGAGCGAGGAGGAGGAGGAGAACAAUGAGGGCGAUGCCAUUCCACCGCCACUGCUGGUCUUGCACUUUGAGGAGGUGUCCAAGCCGCAGUACGGUGAGGAUGUGCAGCUGAAGCUGGUGCUGAGCAGCGACAGCAGAGUGGACAGGCAGAUGUCCGUUCGCAUCAGCGUGGAGGGAAUGAAAUACAACGGCAUCUUGGUCCUCGUCAUCCUCACUGAGACCAAGGAGGAGACACUAAGGCCUGGCAAAGAGCUGUCCAUCCCCAUUCUGAUCCCCUUCCAGACCUACUACAAGCACAUGCACGUGUGUGACAGCUUGAAGGUGACGUCCAUGGUCACAGACAUGCGACAUCCCGAUAAACCCUCCCAUGCGGAGGACAACGUGUUGCUGCAGGACCUCCCCGUCCACGUGUCGGUUACCGGCUAUGUCAGACAGUACCAAGAGGCGUCCGCAACAGUGUCCUUCAUGAACACCACCACUGUGGCCAUGACGGGCAUGACGCUAGCUCUGUCUGGAAGUGGCGUCAUGAAGGAGGAGAUGAACCUGAGGCUUCCAGAUUUGUCUCCCAACAACCGCAUCCGCGUCACAGUCCCCUUUGUCCCCUACCGGGCUGGAGAGAAGACGCUGGUGGCCGACAUUCACUCUUCCAUUUUUAAAGAUUUCAAGGGCAACUGCACUUUUAAAGUUAAUCGCUUUUAGAUGCUUUUGUGUGUGUGUUUUUUUUAAUCAACAGGUGCUUUGUCUCCAAGAGAGACUUGGGACCUCAUUAAGAGUUGCGUGGCUUUCCUACUAAAAUAGACACAGCCGGCACAAGACAUUGAUACAACAUUGAUUAUACCAUACUUGCCAACCUUGAGACCUCCGA